GACCUAAUUGGAUCAGAGGCGUUCUGCGUUCGUAUCCUCGCGUUCUACUCUUUGUUUGUUCAAACACUGAAGCUUGUCACUGGAGAUUCUCGCGCAAGGAAAAGGACUAUUGACAGGAAGCUUAUCUCCUCUUCUUUUCCUCUUUGCUUCGGGAUAACUCCAUCUUCCAGAAAACAGCAUAAUGAAUUUUGGAACAUCACUAUGCCAAAGAUUGAAUAUAAAGCAUCUCGUUACCAGUACUCCUGUUUACAGCAGUGCCUCUGACGUCACGGGGGAAGGAUUGAGUUUGAUGUUCAGGCGCUGGGCUACUAAAAAACAAGCUGGAUCCUCAAAGAAUGGGCGAGACUCUUUACCUAAGAAUCUUGGAGUGAAGAAAUUCGGUGGAGAGAGAGUGAUACCUGGAAACAUCAUUGUUCGCCAGAGGGGCACCCGAUUCCAUCCUGGAAAUUAUGUUGGGUUAGGGAAAGAUCACACUCUUUUCGCUCUGAAAGAAGGCACCGUAAAGUUUGAAAAGCACAAGCUCAGUGGACGUAAGUGGGUGCAUGUAGAGCCCAAAGAAGGUCAUGUGCUUCACCCUAUAUAUGCGAAUGCUGCAGCAGCUGAGAUGGUGAAGACAGUCUGAGUUCUAGUUUUGUUUAGAUCUUUUGUUCAAACUUAUCUCCAGAUUAGACUCACCAUUCAAAAUUACUGGCAUUCCAACUGCCCACGGGUUUCUAUAAAUCAGUAACUCCUGAACGUAUGUUCAUUCAAGUUUUAUAUAUUUUUAGUUUGUAUCACCUAGGUUGUGGCUUUGCAGCCUUGCGGUACUCUUGAAUGUUGUCCACAGUGGUGUGGGUCAUUUUUGUAUUCCAGAAAAGUUCAACCAAAAUGUAGUCCUCUCCGGGAGAAAAUGACAUCCCAAAAGUGCUCCCCUUAAUCACUAUCAGCAAGUCAAAUUGAAUUC
Molecule: messenger RNA, 943 nt
Organism: Rosa rugosa (rugosa rose)
Lineage: Eukaryota; Viridiplantae; Streptophyta; Magnoliopsida; Rosales; Rosaceae
Exons: 4
Coding region: 182-622 (146 amino acids)
Biological process (GO): translation
Cellular component (GO): ribosome
Molecular function (GO): structural constituent of ribosome
Source: RefSeq, a predicted model, not a curated record